CGAUUCACGCACAACAAAAUAAAACAAAAAUAAUACACUGGAAUAGUUUCAGACAGAGAGGAGAGAGAAACUUGGAAUCAACGCUACCCUCUCUUCAGCACCGGCGUUCUCCGUCGGAGAAUUUUCAACUCGAUCGUCGACUUCUUGUUCUGGAUCACUCACUCUUGCAGUAGCGGAGCUUGUCUCUCCGAUCGCUGAUUGCUUUUUCCUCUCCAAUUCCAUCUGAUUCGCGAGGGCGUUAGAGAAUAGAGAAGAACAGAUGGGACAAACUUUCCGCAAGCUCUUUGAUACCUUCUUCGGCAACAGCGAGAUGAGGGUUGUGAUGCUUGGGCUUGAUGCAGCUGGCAAAACAACCAUACUGUAUAAACUGCACAUAGGAGAAGUUCUAUCAACAGUUCCUACCAUUGGUUUCAAUGUGGAAAAGGUGCAGUAUAAGAAUGUGAUGUUCACUGUCUGGGAUGUUGGUGGACAGGAGAAAUUAAGGCCACUCUGGAGGCAUUACUUCAACAACACAGAUGGACUGAUAUAUGUUGUUGAUUCUUUGGACCGAGAGAGAAUUGGAAAGGCCAAACAAGAGUUUCAGGCCAUCAUCAGAGAUCCUUUUAUGCUUAAUGCAGUCAUCUUGGUUUUUGCUAACAAACAGGACAUGAAAGGGGCAAUGACUCCAAUGGAAGUUUGUGAAGGCCUUGGUCUCUAUGACCUUAGGAACAGAAAAUGGCAUAUACAAGGGACAUGUGCCGUCAGAGGGGAUGGACUUUAUGAGGGACUGGACUGGUUGGCAAGUACACUGAAGGAGCACAAGGCUGCUGGGUUCUCCUCAGUAGGCCCUUCAACAUUUUGAUUCGUCAGGUUUAUUCAAGUUCCGGGUGACAAAAGCUGAGAACCACUGCAGUCUAAAAAAGUUUUCCCUUAUUUUACAAUCUAAUUUUGAAUACUUGCUCCUAACAUUCUUAUUAUGAAUGUUUUGACUGUGUUGUGUAUAUUGGAAGAUGGACCUUUUGAUUGGUAUCUGUUGGUUAGGGGAUGUCACUUGAGGUACUAUUUUACUAUGUAUAUUUUUCUGUGUAUAAAGUGGGUGAUUAGAUACACGGCUUCCCCUCCUCCCCACAGUUCUUUGCAUAGAUAAUAGCACUCAAAUCUUGUGAUUGGCCUAGUCGUUUUUUGUUGGUUUGUUUGAAAUACGUUAAGAUGCUUGUGUUGAU
This is a messenger RNA of Ipomoea nil (Japanese morning glory), 1202 nucleotides long. Its product is annotated as ADP-ribosylation factor 1-like 2. Gene Ontology annotation, biological process: intracellular protein transport; vesicle-mediated transport. Bases 260 to 841 code for a protein of 193 amino acids. Gene Ontology annotation, cellular component: cytoplasm. Gene Ontology annotation, molecular function: GTPase activity; GTP binding. NCBI's taxonomy places the organism in Eukaryota, Viridiplantae, Streptophyta, Magnoliopsida, Solanales, Convolvulaceae. The transcript is spliced from 7 exons. The record is from RefSeq and is a predicted model, not a curated record.